AUGGGCCCAUCAGCAGCAGGAGGGUUAAAUCCAGCAUCUCUUCUUGCACGGAGAGCAUCUGCCUCCAAACACACCCUGAGAGACCAGCCUGCGCUCCAGCUCCCCGCAGUUUUGCAGGUGGGCGACCAGAGGAGAGGUUCACAGAGGUGGGGGCGGGCUGAGCCUCGGCUUUUGGCAGCUUCACCACAGGCGGAGGGAGCGGGGAGGACCCGGCGGCUGCUGCGGAGGAUGCUAAGUUUGGGCUGGCUGCUGCUCCCGCUGGUUGAGGGAAUCCAUCCAGAAUGCAAGAUAUUCCAGCAGGUGGUGAAAGAAGAGGCUCUCUGCUUAGAGAAGAAUGAAUCUGUUUCAGCUGAUCUUAAAGGAUGUGCCAGAGAUUGGGAUGGCCUGACCUGCUGGCCCAGAGCCACUUUUGGGGAAGUCGUUAAAGUUCCCUGUCCAAGAUUUUUUGAAGAAAUCACCAAUAUCCAUGGCUUCCUUCAGAGAAACUGUACACAAGAGGCAUAUUGGUCAGAACCAUUCCCACCAUACACCAUUGCCUGUGGAUUUGAUGAAGGUUCCAGUAAAGGGCCUGAGGAUCAGAAAUCAUAUUAUUCUGCAUUUUGGCGUGUCUACACUGCUGGCUAUGCAGCAUCAGUGACUUCACUCAUUACAGCUCUAAUUGUCUUUGCUGCCUUCAGAAAAUUCCACUGUACAAGGAAUUACAUCCAUAUGCACCUAUUUGUCUCCUUUAUCCUGAGAGCAAUUGCUGUUUUCACCAAAGAUGCUGUUUUGUUUGCAGAUGAAACUAUGGACCACUGCCUAAUGUCAACGGUUGCUUGUAAGGCUGCUGUGGCAUUCUUCCAGUUCAGUAUUUUAGCCAAUUUCUUCUGGCUUCUUAUAGAAGGGAUAUACUUGCAAACACUGCUUUUGCUGACCUUUGUUUCGGACAAGCAGUAUGUAUGGUGGUUCAUAUUUAUUGGCUGGGGAGCUCCCACUGCUGUGAUGUUUGCUUGGAUCCUCACAAGAAUCCAUCGACAAAAUACCGGGUGUUGGGAUGAUGAUGAAAAUGGAGUGGUGCUAUGGAUCAUCAAAGGCCCCAUUGUGCUAACUGUAUUAAUUAACUUUAUUAUAUUUAUUAAUGUGAUCAGAAUUCUAAUCCAUAAAUUGAAAUCUCAAGAGGGAGGAGGGAGCCAUUCAAGCCAUUUUGUGAGACUUGCUAAAUCCACGUUACUCUUGAUUCCCCUCUUUGGAGUGCACUACAUUGUAUUUGCAUUCUUCCCAGAAACCACUGGUCUGGAAGCUCGCCUUUAUAUUGAGUUGGGUUUGGGUUCUUUUCAGGGUUUUGUUGUCGCUCUUCUAUAUUGCUUCUCAAAUGCAGAGGUUCAAAGUGAACUGAAGAAACAACUGUGCAAAUGGCAGUAUCAAGAAUACCUGAACUUCACACACAAACACGGGACUUUGUCCAGAGAAAACAGCCCAGUCAACUAUGUCACUCAGUUAUCACUACUUGAAAAAAUCAGUCCAAACAGGAAAACAUCUGUGUACCAGAAUGGUGUAACCUCGGUCUGA
Gavia stellata (red-throated loon) is the source of this 1548-nucleotide messenger RNA. Its product is annotated as vasoactive intestinal polypeptide receptor 1. Gene Ontology annotation, molecular function: vasoactive intestinal polypeptide receptor activity; G protein-coupled peptide receptor activity; peptide hormone binding. Gene Ontology annotation, cellular component: plasma membrane. The coding region runs from base 1 to 1548 and encodes 515 amino acids. Gene Ontology annotation, biological process: adenylate cyclase-modulating G protein-coupled receptor signaling pathway; cell surface receptor signaling pathway. The record is from RefSeq and is a predicted model, not a curated record. The transcript is spliced from 14 exons. Lineage: Eukaryota; Metazoa; Chordata; Aves; Gaviiformes; Gaviidae.